CCGCCCCCCUCCCCGCCCAGAGGCGCCCCGGGGGCACCAUGCAGGCGCAGCAGCUGCCGUACGAGUUUUUCAGCGAGGAGAACGCGCCCAAGUGGCGGGGGCUGCUGGUGCCCGCGCUGAAAAAGGUUCAAGGGCAAGUUCAUCCUACACUUGAAUCUAAUGAUGAUGCUCUUCAGUAUGUUGAAGAAUUAAUCUUGCAAUUAUUAAAUAUGCUAUGCCAAGCUCAGCCCCGAAGUGCUGCUGAUGUAGAGGAACGUGUUCAAAAAAGUUUCCCUCAUCCAAUUGAUAAAUGGGCAAUAGCUGAUGCCCAGUCAGCUAUUGAGAAGAAGAAGCGAAGAAACCCUUUAUCUCUCCCAGUAGAAAAAAUUCAUCCUUUAUUAAAGGAGGUCCUAGGUUAUAAAAUUGACCACCAGGUUUCUGUUUACAUAGUAGCAGUAUUAGAAUACAUUUCUGCAGACAUUUUAAAGCUGGUGGGGAAUUACGUACGAAAUAUCCGGCAUUAUGAAAUUACAGAACAAGAUAUUAAGGUGGCAAUGUGUGCUGAUAAGGUAUUGAUGGAUAUGUUUCAUCAAGAUGUAGAAGAUAUAAAUAUAUUAUCUUUAACUGAUGAAGAGCCUUCCACCUCAGGAGAGCAAACUUACUAUGACUUAGUAAAAGCAUUUAUGGCAGAAAUUCGACAAUAUAUAAGGGAACUAAAUCUAAUUAUAAAAGUUUUUAGAGAGCCCUUUGUCUCCAAUUCAAAAUUGUUUUCAGCUAAUGAUGUAGAAAAUAUAUUUAGUCGUAUAGUAGACAUACAUGAACUUAGUAUAAAGUUACUGGGCCAUAUAGAAGAUACUGUAGAAAUGACAGAUGAAGGCAGUCCUCAUCCAUUAGUAGGAAGCUGUUUUGAAGACUUAGCAGAGGAACUGGCAUUUGACCCAUAUGAAUCAUAUGCUCGAGAUAUUUUACGACCUGGUUUCCAUGAUCGUUUCCUUAGUCAGUUAUCAAAGCCUGGGGCGGCACUCUAUUUGCAGUCAAUAGGUGAAGGUUUCAAGGAAGCUGUUCAAUAUGUUUUACCCAGGCUACUUCUAGCCCCUGUUUACCACUGUCUACAUUACUUUGAGCUUUUGAAGUUAGAAGAAAAGAGUGAAGAUCAAGAAGACAAGGAGUGUUUGAAACAAGCAAUAACAGCGUUGCUUAAUGUUCAGAGUGGUAUGGAAAAAAUAUGUUCUAAAAGUCUUGCAAAACGAAGACUGAGUGAAUCUGCAUGUCGGUUUUAUAGUCAGCAAAUGAAGGGGAAACAACUAGCAAUCAAGAAAAUGAACGAGAUUCAGAAGAAUAUUGAUGGUUGGGAGGGAAAAGACAUUGGACAGUGUUGCAAUGAGUUUAUAAUGGAAGGAACUCUUACACGUGUAGGCGCCAAACAUGAAAGACACAUAUUUCUCUUUGAUGGCUUAAUGAUUUGCUGUAAAUCAAAUCACGGGCAGCCAAGACUUCCUGGUGCUAGCAAUGCAGAAUAUCGUCUUAAAGAAAAGUUUUUUAUGAGAAAGGUACAAAUUAAUGACAAAGAUGACACCAAUGAGUACAAGCAUGCUUUUGAAAUAAUUUUAAAAGAUGAAAAUAGUGUUAUUUUUUCUGCCAAGUCAGCUGAAGAGAAAAACAAUUGGAUGGCAGCACUGAUAUCUUUACAGUACCGGAGUACACUGGAAAGGAUGCUUGAUGUAACAAUGCUACAGGAAGAGAAGGAGGAGCAGAUGAGGCUCCCUAGUGCUGAUGUUUAUAGAUUUGCAGAGCCUGACUCUGAAGAGAAUAUAAUAUUUGAAGAAAACAUGCAGCCCAAGGCUGGAAUUCCAAUUAUCAAAGCAGGAACUGUUAUUAAACUUAUAGAAAGGCUUACAUACCAUAUGUAUGCAGAUCCCAAUUUUGUUCGGACAUUUCUUACAACGUACAGAUCCUUUUGUAAACCUCAAGAACUACUGAGUCUUAUAAUAGAAAGGUUUGAAAUUCCAGAACCUGAGCCAACAGAAGCUGAUCGCAUAGCUAUAGAAAAUGGAGAUCAACCCUUGAGUGCAGAACUAAAAAGAUUUAGAAAAGAAUAUAUACAACCUGUACAACUGCGAGUAUUAAAUGUUUGUCGGCAUUGGGUAGAGCACCACUUCUAUGAUUUUGAAAGAGAUGCAGAUCUUUUACAACGAAUGGAGGAAUUUAUUGGAACAGUAAGAGGUAAAGCAAUGAAAAAAUGGGUUGAAUCCAUCACUAAGAUAAUCCAAAGGAAAAAAAUUGCAAGAGACAAUGGACCAGGUCAUAAUAUUACAUUUCAGAGUCCACCACCCACAGUUGAGUGGCAUAUAAGCAGACCUGGGCAUAUAGAGACUUUUGACCUGCUCACGUUACACCCAAUAGAAAUUGCUCGACAACUCACUUUACUUGAAUCGGAUCUAUACCGAGCUGUACAGCCAUCAGAAUUAGUUGGAAGUGUGUGGACAAAAGAAGACAAAGAAAUUAAUUCUCCUAAUCUUCUGAAAAUGAUCCGGCAUACCACUAAUCUCACUCUGUGGUUUGAGAAAUGUAUUGUAGAAACUGAAAACUUAGAAGAAAGAGUAGCUGUGGUGAGUCGAAUAAUUGAGAUUCUACAAGUCUUUCAGGAGCUGAACAACUUCAAUGGUGUCCUUGAGGUUGUCAGUGCUAUGAACUCAUCACCUGUGUACAGGCUAGACCACACAUUUGAGCAAAUACCAAGUCGACAAAAGAAAAUUUUAGAAGAAGCUCAUGAAUUGAGUGAAGAUCACUAUAAGAAAUAUUUGGCAAAACUCAGGUCUAUCAAUCCACCAUGUGUGCCUUUCUUUGGAAUUUAUUUAACUAAUAUAUUAAAAACAGAAGAAGGCAACCCUGAGGUCCUAAAAAGGCAUGGGAAAGAACUUAUAAACUUUAGCAAGAGGAGGAAAGUAGCAGAAAUAACAGGAGAGAUCCAGCAGUACCAAAAUCAGCCUUACUGUUUACGAGUAGAAUCAGAUAUCAAAAGGUUCUUUGAAAACUUAAAUCCAAUGGGAAAUAGCAUGGAAAAAGAAUUUACAGAUUAUCUUUUCAACAAAUCCCUAGAAAUAGAACCACGAAACCCUAAGCCUCUCCCAAGAUUUCCAAAAAAAUAUAGCUAUCCCCUAAAAUCUCCUGGUGUUCGUCCAUCAAACCCAAGACCAGGUACCAUGAGACAUCCCACACCUCUGCAACAGGAGCCAAGGAAAAUUAGUUAUAGUAGGAUCCCUGAAAGUGAAACAGAAAGUACAGCAUCUGCACCAAAUUCUCCAAGAACACCGUUAACACCUCCUCCUGCUUCUGGUGCCUCCAGUACCACAGAUGUUUGCAGCGUAUUUGAUUCUGAUCAUUCGAGCCCUUUUCACUCAAGCAGCGAUACCGUCUUUAUCCAAGUUACACUACCCCAUGGCCCAAGAUCUGCUUCAGUAUCAUCUAUAAGUUUAACCAGGGGCACUGAUGAAGUGCCUGUCCCCCCUCCUGUUCCUCCACGAAGAAGACCAGAAUCUGCCCCAGCAGAAUCUUCCCCUUCUAAGAUUAUGUCUAAGCAUUUGGACAGCCCCCCAGCAAUUCCUCCUAGGCAACCCACAUCAAAAGUCUAUUCACCACGAUAUUCAAUAUCAGACCGGACCUCUCUAUCAGACCCUCCUGAAAGCCCUCCCAUAUUACCACCACGAGAACCUGUGAGGACACCUGAUGUUUUCUCAAGCUCACCACUACAUCUCCAACCUCCCCCUUUGGGCAAAAAAAGUGACCAUGGCAAUGCCUUCUUCCCAAACAGCCCUUCCCCCUUUACACCACCUCCUCCUCAAACACCUUCUCCUCAUGGCACGAGAAGGCAUCUGCCGUCACCGCCACUGACACAAGAAGUGGACCUUCAUCCCAUUGCUGGGCCGCCAGUUCCUCCACGACAGAGCACUUCUCAGCAUAUCCCUAAACUCCCUCCAAAAACUUACAAAAGGGAGCACACACACCCAGCCAUGCACAGAGACGCACCACCACUGCUGGAGAAUGCCCAUUCUUCCUGAGUUCCUCUGACUGGGAUGUACAUUUUCCUAGCUCCAGAUCCAUUGCUGGCAAUGGAUGCACUGAACGUGCCAGCACUGAGGAGUUACAAUGGGAACUCCAAACACUAACGACUCUACUUCAAGAUGCAGUAUAAGACAAUGAAUUUUAACCUAGACAUAAUUAUAAAAUGAAAAUGGUUUUCCAAUUUAGAAUAUAGAAAGACUGAUCUAGAGGAACUGGACAACUGAUUACAGCUUAAAAUCAAGUAAAGGGACUUUUUCCGGCCAAUAGGCAGGAGUCCUCUUCUUGUGAAGUGAUCUUUAUCAUCAAAGGGAUGGGAAACACAAUCUAGUGUCCAGCAGCCCACAUGAUGACAGUUUUUGUAAUUCAAAAUAUUAUGCAUUUUUAAAAAAAUCUUAAACAGGGAUCUUAUCCUCCUUUGUUUCCUUUGCUUUAAUCUUUCUGUUUUAGAAUAUUUUCUUAAAAAUCACUUAAAGGACUGUGAGGAAAGGCUGUGGUACCUGACCUUGUUGGAAUCAAGGCCCAGCACUGUACUACAGUCCUGUUUACAGAUUAUUACAGUGAAUCGAAUGGGUACCGAGGCUUCACCAAAGAGGUACUUUUUUUUUUUUUUUUAAAGAAUAAUUAUACCAAUUUUAAGACCAUUCCCUAAUCCUUCCCCCCAUACACACACACACACACACACACACACACACACAAAAUGUGGUGGUGUUGCCUUCAGACAAGAGAAGUUUUGUGUCAUUAACAUGACAGAAGAACUUUUUUAAAAAUGUAACUGUCAAGUAUACAAUUUACAUUUAGGAGACUGUUAAUCUAUUCUAGAUCGUCAUUUUCCCCCCUUCUCCCACAAAGGUUUACUGGUAAUCCGUGUCAUGGCUCGUAGCUGUCCCUCCAACCAUACCAUGGAAAUGCAACCACCCAAUGUGAAAAGGAGCACUUGCUGGGCAUCACUGACACCGGUCAUGUUUUACUAAUAGUUGGGAAUCAGCAUAUCUAGAAUUACCUUGCAUUGCCUAAAUCAUGUGUAUAUAGUGAAUGUUACAUAAUAUACCUGGCAGGUCUGUUUUAAUUUAAUUGAAUAAAGAUACAAAUACUUUGAAAA
Molecule: messenger RNA, 5140 nt
Organism: Choloepus didactylus (southern two-toed sloth)
Lineage: Eukaryota; Metazoa; Chordata; Mammalia; Pilosa; Megalonychidae
Product: son of sevenless homolog 1-like
Exons: 2
Coding region: 39-4037 (1332 amino acids)
Biological process (GO): Ras protein signal transduction; positive regulation of GTPase activity
Cellular component (GO): plasma membrane
Molecular function (GO): protein heterodimerization activity; guanyl-nucleotide exchange factor activity
Source: RefSeq, a predicted model, not a curated record